GCUUGACACUGGUGGCAGGAAUGGCGGCUAAGAUUACUAGAGGAAGGAACCCAAAGACCAUGAAACUUUACUUCUAACGGCCCCGCUGAGGAAUUUGUCUCCAGCGAAACGCAGAAACACCACCCCAUAACGGAUAUAACGGAGGAGAAGUGCUCCAACGCGAGAUUAUCGCGGCACACGUCCAGGCUGAGGAGGUGGACGCACUUUGCGACUUGCUAGUUAGCUUAACGUUAGUGCCACUGACUUUGAUUCAAGGUAGCUGUUAGCUCGCUGUUGGCUACUUGGCUUGGCUGGCCCAACAAGUUAACUAAGUGAUUAACUGUAUGAAAGCAUUCCUCAUUUGAAUAUCCGAGUGGCGAUCAGCCGUGUGUGUCACCAGAUAGUAUUAGGGGUUUCCCACAGAGCGUGGGAUCAGGCGACAACAAGUCGACACAGCGCGUUGAGAACAUUAUUCCUGCUAACCUAGCUAGUGCAGCAACGCUAGCUAAGUUGGGAUCCUGAAGUCUCGCCCAUUUUUUGGAUCCUGCCCCAGCCAUUGGCUAAAGGCUAAUCAACAGCCAAGUCGUCUGGUUUUCAGGGUCGACUGGUACUACGAUGGAAAGUCUAACGCUGACUGAUGUCGAGCAGAAAUAUUACUCGGAUUUGUUCGUUUACUGCGACACGGACAACACCAAAAAAGUGGCUUCCAAUGGGAGAGUUCUUGACCUUUUCCGGGCGGCCCAGCUACCCAGCGAAGUUGUUCUGCAGAUCACAGAGCUGUGUGGAGCCACUCGGCUGGGUCACUUCGGGCGGAGCCAGUUCUACAUCGCUCUGAAGCUCAUCGCCAUCGCCCAGUCGGGUCUGCCGCUGAGGGUGGAAAGCCUCAACUCUGUCAAAGACCUGCCGCUGCCCAGGUUCGUGGUGGGGAAGAAUGAGGCAGAGGCGAGGCACGCAGCCCUGUACCAGGACACGGACAGCCAGGGGCUGUACCAAACCUCUGCCACUGCAGUAAUGCCCAGACCUCCAGGCAGGGGGCUCCAGAACAAGAAGGGUCCGCCAUCGUCCACUUCACUUCCUGCCCACGAGGUCAUCCAGCCCCUGGCACCCAGCAUAGAACCACAGCCUGAGCCAACGUCCCCGGUGGUCUCCCCUCACCAGUCCCCUCCCACCUCCCCUCACUCGUGGAGGAAACACAAGAGGCAGCCCAGUGGAGGGAACGCAGACAGGCAGCCGGUGGUGGCUCCAACUACAGCUGUGUGGACGCAGUUUAGAGAACCACAAGCAGGCCCAGUGCCCGGUGAAGGCAUGUGGCCGUCCCACUCUCCCCCGCCUCCAGGUCAGGAAAGCUGGGUCAGUUUCACAGCAGACACCCCGCCAUCCAGCGCCAUCCCAGGAAUGCAUCCCUCGUCAGUCCAGGAAAGCACAACGAUACGAACGGUGGCCUCAGCAGCGAUGACCAAUGAGAUCCAACGACAGUCCAGUGGCUACGAUGAUCCGUGGAAGAUCACGGACGAGCAGAGACAGUAUUAUAUUAACCAGUUCAAAACCAUCCAGCCAGACCUCACCGGCUUCAUACCUGGUUCAGCCGCAAAAGAAUUCUUCACCAAAUCAAAACUACCGAUUUUAGAGUUGUCACAUAUUUGGGAGCUGUCAGACUUCGAUAAAGACGGGGCGCUGACCCUAGAUGAGUUCUGCGCUGCCUUCCACCUGGUGGUGGCCAGGAAGAAUGGCUACGACCUGCCUGAAAAGCUGCCUGAGAGCCUGAUGCCAAAGCUGAUUGACCUGGAUGACUCAGCAGAGGUCCCAGAACAGACUGCUGACGUUGGAUACUCGGGCUCCCCAGUGGAGGUCACCCCCAGCAAGUCUCCCUCCAUGCCUUCACUCAACCAGGCCUGGCCGGAGAUGAACCAGAGCAAUGAGCAGUGGGAGACGUUUAGCGAGCGCUCCUCCAGCUCACAAACUCUGACCCAAUUUGACUCUAACAUUGCACCAGCUGACCCUGACACGGCCAUCGUCCACCCAGUCCCCAUCCGGAUGACACCCAGUAAGAUCCACAUGCAGGAGAUGGAGCUGAAGAGGACUGGCAGUGACCACAACCACCCAACCAGUCCGCUGCUGGCUAAACCUCCCGAACUGUCUGAAGAAGCCAAAUUACCUCCCUCCAUGAAGUUUGUAGCCGCCAACACUGUAGGUGAUGGUUACAGCAGUUCAGACUCCUUCACCUCAGACCAGGAGCCAAUCACAAGACAACGGUCUCAGUCGGGAACAUCUCCCGAGGCUCUGAAGGUGGUAGCCCCCCCUCCACCUCCGCCUCGUCCUCACCCCUCUCACUCCCGAUCCUCAUCUCUGGACAUGAACCGCACCUUCGCUGCCGCAACUGCUGCAGGACAACCACAAUCCUCUACAAUAGCUUACCCGCCUGCUGUGCCUCCCCGACCGCUACCCACACAGACGUCAGCACCACACACAGGGCAUCGUGCGGAGGCAGAGGGUGUACCAGGAGGCGGCGCGGUGCUCACCACCACCUCCCCCCAACAAAUUCCCCAGCAACCCAAUUUCGCUGACUUCAGUCAGUUUCAGGCCUUCGCUGCGUCUGAACAGCCUUCCAGCCUGCCAGAGGUCGACAUACACAGUGAGCCCGGACAGGUGGAGAAGACAUCGGAGGGAGCCGGCCCUUUAAGAACAGUCAAAAGUGACGGCCAAGCAGAUGAGAGAGUCACAGCUACUGUCAACUCUGCCAAAGGUUCUGGGUCCGGUCCGCUAGCGCCUCCUCCAAAACCUGUGCGCCGAAGGUUGAAAUCUGAAGACGAACUACGACCGGAGGACGAGCAACACGGCCCGCAGAAAUCAAACGUCAUAGCUGCUGUCCUGGCCACUCAGCCCUCCAUCCCCAGGUCAAUAGGAAAGGACAAAAAGGCGAUUCAAGCCUCAAUCAGAAGAAACAAGGAGACAAACACAGUGUUGGCACGACUUAACAGUGAACUGCAGCAACAGCUGAAGGACCUGCUUGAAGAGAGGAUAUCCCUGGAAGUCCAGCUGGAGCAGCUCAGACCUUUCUCUCAUCUUUAACCAACAUGAGGAGGAAAAACUCGGCUGUAGUUCAUGCGAAGCAAAGCUGUGGUCCUCAGUGUGACUCCCCCUCCCCUCCAUCCCUCCUUUCCUCCCUCCCUCCUCCUUCCACCAUCUCAGCUUUCCCUGGAGGCUCCGACCUGCCGCAGGGUGCUCCGUUAAAACUCUUACGCUCGAUCUCACACUUAUUAAUCAUAAACCCAGAAGGACCUGAGAGCACAGUCUUACCAAGAGGAGGAGGUGACAGGAGCGUGCACCCGUGUGUGUGCGUGUGCGGGGGGUUUACAAACUGGCACUUUUCAAUUUUCUCUGAAGAGAGGUGAGGAUGACAGCGAACUGAGAAACGGUUAGGCGUGGCGGACGAGACUUUUUCCAACGACGAAUGCCGUCUGAAGACAAACUGCUGGUGUCUGAUUACUCUCGGAAUGACUGAAGAAGAAAGGCGGAGUGUGUUUGUCCUGCGUGUGUGACUGUUUAUGUAUUUGUGUUCCUGUUAAGUGACUCAACUUGAGGCAAGCACCGAUAAGUUUAUUCUGUCUGAGGGUACAGACUGUGCCGCACCAAACUCCUGUUAAAAAAAAGGCGAAUUUAAACGAGCAGCUCAGUAUUUUUGGGAAAUAAGCUCCUUCGCUUUCUUUGUUUGAGUUAGAUGAGAAGCUCUACUUGACGUCCCUUAAGUAAAGAGAUGGAGUCUGUGAUUAGCUUAGCUUAGCUUAGCAUAAUGAAUGGAAGCGGGGGGGACAGUUAGCCUGGCUCUGUCCACGGUUCAAAAUUUGUCUCGUUUGUUUUAUCCAUGCAAAAAUGGAACAGUGAAACAUCAAUUUGUGAUUAAGGGGGGGGAAGUUAUAUACUAAACUACUUCAUCUAACUCUGAAGAAGAAAGUGUUCAGAUGUAUUUCCCAAAAAGUUUAACUAUUCCUUUAAUUGUCUGCUCACAUAUUGGUGUACCGUCUUCUCUACUGCCUUCAAAACUGGACAACUGUGGAAGCUUUUCUGCUUUAAACAUCCUCACAGAAAGUCUUUCUACUGAACAUUUGCCUCCUGAAUGUCACCAUUUCAAAUAUCUACAUGUAAAACUAAGUCACAGAGACAUGCUACUACACGAUACAGGAACCAGUAAUCUACGUCUGAGCGUAAAAUUGGCCUUUUCUCGACUGGGGUUUGGUGUGGUCGGUCUCUCUGUAAAACAUACUGUGCUACAUCUGGACAGGACUUUGCGUGUGUGUUUCUGUGAGGCCUUUAACGGCUAAAUCAUCACAGUGAAGGCUUUUAUGUUUUUUGUUUGACUCAUCCUGUGACAUGAAUUCAGCCCACCUCUCUCUUCUAACUGCCCCUUGAAGUCUACACAUAUAUAUAUGUGUGCGUGUGUGUGUGUGGUUGAUGGCAUGAUGUGAUGAAUGAAUGUCUUUUUCUUUAUGUUACACAGUGUUUGGGGUUUGAUGUGACUGAAUGGUUUAACUUAAUGCCAAAUGACUGAACUAUCACCGCUCUCUCACCUCUACUUGGGCUGUGUUUAUUCUCAAGCAUAGCUGUGUGUCAGCAUCUCAGCUUUCUUUGUCAGCGUCCUGUUCUCGGUUGCUGCGGUUAUUUCGCGUCUGGACGGGACACCGUUGAAUCAAAAGCGGCAUUCACUUCAAGGGUUUGGGAUGUUCCAGCUGCUUGACUGCAGGAGGCGGCAUUUAUGAAGAAUUGCGAUCGGGGAGAAGUUUUCCUGUGAUUUUUCCGAUCGGCGUGCACAGAUCCAAACUCACGGUGCAAAUAGAGCAGGUUCAGAUUCAGCUGUUUUCCAAUCGGGCAGUCGGCACUAUGCAAGUACGGGCGAUACAUCCUCACAGACCAACUAUACUUAGCUGUUUGUACUAUGAUAGUAGCAACUGUGUGAACAGUAUACUCUGGUUUUUGUAUCGUAGAUCUUCCAGAACACCAUCUACUGUAUGUUUGUGAUUCAUUUUGCCUUUUUUUUUUCUGGAGCUUCCCCCGCCCUGCUCCCUCCGGCUCCAGAGGGAAGUCCAGAUCAGUGUUUUAUCAGGGCACUUUCACCCUAAAUCUGCAAGAUGCGACCCUUGCUGGGCGUAGAUGAAGCUUAACAGGACUACAGACGGAGACCAGUCAACAGAAUGGGAGACCUGAAUGACCCAACUGCACUUUGAACUCAACCCCCACCCCACCGCAAUCCACCUCCUUCUCUGUAUUUCUUUUUGUAUUUUUAUUUGUUAAUCCCUCGUUGCUUUCUUUUAACGUUGCAUGUUCUUGUCUGUCACAUGUAUUUAAAAAAAAGAAGAUGCUUUAAGAAGAAAGAAAAAUAAUGAACCACUCGAGUUUUAUUUCUUCAGUACAACCUUGGAAACUGUAAGAGUGUUUUUUGUGCCAGUACCCUAAAAUAAUCCCGUCUUGUUUGGUUAGUUAUUUUUUUAUUUUUAUGAAUGUUUUGUCCCCGGAGCUUCCUGUGUGUGUUUCGCGAAGAAUCUGUCUUCUUCUAAAGCCUUACUCCCCCUUCCCCGACUGGCGUUCAGGUUUCCAUGGUGGCUGACUGACCUCUCUUCCUUGUCGUAUCAAGGCUCGCCUUCUUUUUUCUGCUGUUGAGGACGAUGAUGUACUGUGUGUAUGUGUGCGUGUGCGUGCGUGCGUGUGUGUGUGUGUGUUAUAUUGUCUCCAGACCUGGAACUAAUACCAUUUAAAAGCCUAUUAAAAACCUUGAUGUGGGAUUGAUUUAUGUUUGCUAGCACAAUAGCUCCCCCGUUCAUCCUGAAACCCAAAAGGCAAUCCAGGCAGGCAGAAGCAAUCACGAAAGUCUUUGAUGGGAUUUUGAAUGCUAUUUGCUCCCAGAUCUGUGUUGUAUAUUGUAUAUGAUACACACUUUUGGACUCAUAUGUAAAUUUGCAUUAAUUGCUGACUAACAGCGAAAGAAUAUUCUAUUUAAUUCCUUCUCUCUUGGCUGUGGGAUCCUAGAUGUUUAACUGCAUGGAUGUACUGUAUCUCUGCAGAGUCAACUAGCAGCUGUGUGAUUUUUACACAAAAAUAAAAACGGCACAAUAUUUUAAA
Messenger RNA from Epinephelus moara (kelp grouper), 6090 nucleotides. It is a transcript of the gene reps1, whose product is annotated as RALBP1 associated Eps domain containing 1. The record is from RefSeq and is a predicted model, not a curated record. Gene Ontology annotation, molecular function: calcium ion binding; protein binding. Lineage: Eukaryota; Metazoa; Chordata; Actinopteri; Perciformes; Serranidae. Gene Ontology annotation, cellular component: plasma membrane; cytoplasm. The coding region runs from base 595 to 3048 and encodes 817 amino acids. The transcript is spliced from 19 exons. Gene Ontology annotation, biological process: endocytosis; endosomal transport.